GCUAACUUUUUUUGGUAAAAUAAAUUGCUAACUUCUCUUGUGGUUCCAGCUUCCUCUCUCACUUCUCAAGACUGCUCAAGGGCAUCCCAUGCUUGUGGAGCUGAAGAAUGGGGAGACGUAUAAUGGGCACUUGGUGAAUUGUGAUACUUGGAUGAAUAUUCAUCUCCGUGAAGUCAUCUGUACUUCAAAGGAUGGAGAUAGGUUUUGGCGAAUGCCUGAAUGCUAUAUCCGUGGCAACACUAUCAAGUACCUCCGUGUUCCAGAUGAGGUGAUUGAUAAAGUACAGGAAGAGAAGACCCGCACUGGUAUAGUUUUCUUAUAUCUUUAUAAUUAAAUAGACAUCCCAUGUGCCUUUUGUUAGUUGACGUCUUGAAAUGUUAACUCUUAAACCAGAAUGACUGAUUUUAGACUUGCCAAAGACACUUAUGAGCCUUUAAUUGCACUGAUAAAUGAUAUCCUUUUGUAUAAGUAUCCACAGCCUUUUCUUCUGAUCAGUCCAUGGGAUUAUUUUGAAGAGCACCCUCUUAUCGAGUCAUGUUAAAAUCUUGGUCGUUUGUCUUUAUAAAUUAUAUGAGGUUCAGGGACUAUACAUAAACAAGGGGAAUAUGGAUUUUGUAUGUUUUUGGAAAGUCUGUUUCUGAAGCAAGUUGUUCCGGAUAAGUCUCAGCAAUUCUUGAAUAUUUUACAAAUAGAAAACCACCAGGGGUUGGGCGAGGAAGAGGAAGGGAAGGUCCAAAGGUUAUGGGACGGACGUGCUAUGGACGUUGGAGCUGCCAGAGGCCGAGGCCGGGGUGGUUCAAUUGGAAAGACCCCAAAUCCUAACAUUCUUUAUCCUUUUCAUUGAUAUACACUCAAUAAAGGCUGUGCCGAUAUAAUGUAUUUACUAUUGUCUUGGUUAACUCUAAACUAAACUUGUAUCUUGUUGAAAAAAAAAAACAGUUGGAGGUCGAGGCCGUGGUUGAUAUAAUUUUUUAGAUGUCUCUACCGGA
Brassica napus (rape) is the source of this 989-nucleotide messenger RNA. Its product is annotated as sm-like protein LSM4. Gene Ontology annotation, biological process: P-body assembly; mRNA splicing, via spliceosome; nuclear-transcribed mRNA catabolic process. The coding region runs from base 89 to 334 and encodes 81 amino acids. Gene Ontology annotation, molecular function: U6 snRNA binding. The record is from RefSeq and is a predicted model, not a curated record. Lineage: Eukaryota; Viridiplantae; Streptophyta; Magnoliopsida; Brassicales; Brassicaceae. The transcript has 4 exons. Gene Ontology annotation, cellular component: U6 snRNP; spliceosomal tri-snRNP complex; P-body.